AUGCAAAAUAUCAAAGAUGAUCCUCGAAAAUAUUUGAAUGAUGUUGUCGAUCAACAACUUUUAUAUAAAUUAGUUACAAGAAAUGGUCCUACGAAAAUCAAAUUACCAUGGAUACCAAUGUCAAUGAUUCCAGACAUUCUAUCUGCAUACCACGAUCAUCCACUUAGUGGGCAUUUUGGUGUCAAUCGUACGUAUAAUAAAAAAAAGGAUAAGUUUUAUUGGUUUCAGAUGUUAAAUUCGAUCAAACAACAUAUUCGAUCUUGUGCACAAUGUGCUCAAUUGAAUGUACAACGACGAAAGAAGCAUGGAUUAUUACAAAAGGAGCCACCACCAGAAGAUGUGUUUGAAUUAAUGCAGAUGGAUUUUUGGACAGCACCUAUUCGAUCGUCUGAUGGCAAUCAAUAUGUAUUAAUAAUUACUGAUCGAUUACCUAAAUAUGUCUUUGCUCGGGCAUUAUCAUCAGAAAAUGCCAGAGACGCUGCCGAGAUGCUAUUUGAAGACAUUAUAUUGAAACAUGGUGCAAUUUGA
This is a messenger RNA of Rotaria sp. Silwood2, 528 nucleotides long. Lineage: Eukaryota; Metazoa; Rotifera; Eurotatoria; Philodinida; Philodinidae. The record is from the annotation of a GenBank genome assembly.